Molecule: messenger RNA, 876 nt
Organism: Synchytrium microbalum
Lineage: Eukaryota; Fungi; Chytridiomycota; Chytridiomycetes; Synchytriales; Synchytriaceae
Exons: 7
Coding region: 1-876 (291 amino acids)
Source: RefSeq, a predicted model, not a curated record
AUGCAAGCUGCAACUGAACAAAACAAGCACAAAGUAUUUGUCACUGGAGCAUCUGGCAAACUGGGCCAAGCUCUCUGCCAAGACUUGAUGAAAUCUGGUGUCUUUGAAGUCGUCGGAAGCGUCCCUCCUCAAGAAGUCAAGGAAAAAUGCUUCAAACUUGAACAAUGUGGAUGCAAAGUCUGUGAAUGUGAUGCUGCAAAGACUGAAAGUGUUCUCAAAGUCCUCAAAGAAACCAAGCCUUUGCAAGUGGCCAUCAUUGGCAUUGCAGCUGGAGCUGAUCAAACCCAACACUUGAAGGCAUACAUCGAUACAGCCGAAGAAGCUGGUGUCGAAUACGUCAUGCUCUUCUCAAGUGCAGCUGCAGAAAAGGAUGUCACCAUGUGGGGAAAGCAAUUCCAUGAAGUCGAAGAAUACUUGAAAAAGACUGUCAAGAACUGGACUAUUGUCAGGUCCAUGUUCCAUGUUAAACAAAUCAAAGAUCAAAACACCAUGCCAUUGCCCACAGAAGGCUACUUUGCUCCGGUAUCAGUCAUGGAUGUCGCUUGUGCUGCCGCUCAUAUCCUCAAAGAUUGCGAAAAGCAUCAUGGCAAGACUUAUGAAAUCACCGGAAUCAAAACCAAACAUGGACCUGAAUUUGCCAAAGACGCAUCCAUGGCUCUUGGUCGAACCAUUGAAUUCAAAAAGAUCUCCAUGGAAGAAGCUCAAAGAGUUGAAGGCAUCGUCUCAUUCUACAAGGCUGUGGAUGAGAACAAACUCAACUUCGUCUCAUCAGACUUCAACACAAUCACUGGCAAGGAUCCCAUGAGCAUGGUCCAAGUCUUUGAAACGUACCACUCUAAAAACCCUGAAAUGUUUGGCAAGAAGAAGGAAGAAUGA